AUGGGUGCAGACCACAUCCCAGAGGUCAUUGUCGACAUGCGUGUCGUAUUUUGUGCGGUGAGCUUGCUCGCCUUGAACGAGGCAACGCCCAUGUACCAGCACAUGACUGAGGUUCGACUGACGGGCACGCUAGCGAGGGCCUACCGAAGCAAAACAGUGCCGCAGCUCAUGCGAGUGCAAUCGUCGGCAAGGAGACUCAUCGACAUGCUGACCAUGAAUGGCAAGACCCAGAAUGGACGUGCAUUCAGGCUCUAUAUGGAAGGACAUCACAUUGACAUCGCACAAUCGGACCUGCCUGAUGACACCAGUCUCAUGCAGAUGCACACGCAGGCCUGUCACCGGCACAAGAAAGCCUGCCAUGAAGUGAGAAAAGCCAGAAUUGAUGCCAUGCUGAUGCAAGCGCGUGAGGUCAUCACAGAUACCUGGGUGCAAGAGCAUGUCACGAUUUUCGCAGAUGACAUCCAUGCUGGUGCUUCCUUUCGAUCUCCGCAAGAACUGCAGCAAACCUUGGCUGAUGACGCUACCUUGCAAGAGAAACGUCGGGCACUUGACCGUCACACUGAUCCCUUGAACUGGGAUGCCAUUGCCGAAGACAAAGAGCUGUGUGAUCAUAUGCGCCUUCAUCUCCACCUGCUCCAAGGUGACAUCCAGACGAUCCUCUCGGCGCCGGAAGAUGCCUUUCACCUGACACAGGUCUGCCUGCUUUGUAUGCAACAGUUCAGGCAAGCGGAUCCCUUUCAUGCCCUCCUCCUUGAAGUCACCCAGACACAUCCGACCUGGUGCAACGACUUCUACGACAAGAACUCCAUGAGAUAUGGUCAAGCCCAUCCACGUGUCAGGCGCCAUGCUACGGAGCAGCAGAGAGCAGAGCAGGGAACAAAGCCAGGAGGUCUCGAUGCGGGGCCCGGCAUUGAAGACCUUGAUGGACAAACUGGCGGGGAACUCGAUUUGGCUGCUGGUGUGUGCACGCGUGCGCCAACACACCCAACAAUGCAGCCGGAUAGCACAGGAGCUUCAGGACCUUUUGAAGAACUCCAAUCGAGCAUGAUUCGUACCAUGAUGUCACAAUGGCUUCAAUCUACGGGAUUCCUCAACGAAGGGGUGAUGUGCUAUGUCAACAGUUCAGUGGCCUGCACUUUGUGGGCCAUUACACAGCAGAGCAGUUUUGUCCGUGAGCAUCUUGGCCCCAACUACACGGCCAUUUUGAAGCUCCUUCAAGGUCAGCAUCCCAUGAGCCUGACAGCUCAACCUGAGCUGCGGACCCUUUUCGAUGAGUGGGGGGACACUCACAGGCCACAAGAUGUUGCCGAAUUCACCACAGCUCUGUUGUCCUGGUUGCAAGCACCGGGGAUCAACCAUGAGUGGCAGAGAGCUUUCUCGGCCGCUGAUGGUUUUCAUGUUGAAGAUGGGGAUUGCAAUGCAUACAACUUGCUUUGUAUAGAUGUGCUCAGUGAAUUGGACGAGGAAAAACUAACGCUGGAAUCCUUGUUGCCGACAUGGCAUGAUGCAUUGCACAUGAAAGCUGCACUCUUGGAUGACAGCCGUGUUCUCAUCUUGCAUGUCAUGCGCACCUACCCGCUGAUCCGAGGUCUCAGCAUUGGCACCCAGCUCACAUGGAGCACACACAUCCAGAUCCCCGUCUCUGAAGCCGACUACACACGCAGGUGGGAGUCAUAUGAGGUGAUAGCUUUUGGAUGCUACAGUGGAAGUGGCACGAACGGACACUGGAACUGUGUCCUCCGCAAUGGCACUGACUGGAUCCUCAGAGACGACAAUCCAAUGCCCAAGCGCCUGACCUCCAUUCCCUUCCACUUGACGGAAACAGCCACGACCUUUUGGUUGACCCGCACAGAUGAAUGUCUCGCCCACCCGCCGUUGUGGACGCCUCGGUUCGAUCCCUAUGACAACCUGGCCAUCCAAGCAAUGUGCAAAGUGCUGCAGGACCGCUCGAGUCCUGGAUUGUCAGACAGGGCGGGCUGGGCGCGAGAAUACGCUUCUGCCAGACAGGAGACCCGAGGACGAGGACCAGACUUUGGUGGAGGACGAGACACGGAUCCUCCACCUGGCUAUGACGGCGAGAACCCGGAGUUGACCUUCCGCGCUUUCGAGAAGCAGGAUACGGCCGGUGACAACUAUGACCCGGAGAAUGCCCCCUACACGGGUUGGGAGGACUUGGACGAUGAGCAGUACCUCUUUUUGGCCGAGGGGGACUUGGACGAGAUCAUGGACGAGCAAGAUGUUAUGGCCGCCCUCGCGGCCUACCAGGACACCCGGCAGGCUUUGAAAGAUCAGCGCUUGAGCAGGGGAGCCACUGAAUCCGAGAAGCCAUACAUGGAGCGGGCACACGCGGCAUCGGAGGGAGAGGUUCCUUUUUGUGGCAUCACCACAUCGUUUGAGGGCAUUGUGGACACGGUCGGGCGUCGCGCGCACAACCCCAAAGCGCCGCUGAGAAAUUGGCGCGUGAUCAUGGACAAGAUCGGAAUGCUUUUGGUUUUGGCGGCUUUGCAAGACGCCACAGAGGCCUGGUGCUUGGAGCUGGUCUUGCCGCGGUCGGGUCGGAAGUCCAUGCAAACUAUCGAGGACUACUAUGCGGAGGGCCCCUCCGCUGAAGCCAUUGCAGAGCAAGACUACACCGACCGCUUCCGCAAGUGCCUGCAUUCACCCCAAGAGCAGUCUGAAGGGUGGUGGAAACGGCUCCAGCUCCUACAUCGUGCGCAAAGCGUGGGGCCCACUCAGAAAGUAAUGACCCUGACGAGAAGCGAGGGUCGCAUGGUGAUGGAGUCGCCUUUCUCCAGUCCAAGUGGGGAGACGAAGAUGGACCCAGUCAAGGAGGAGCUGCGGGCAGAGAUGGGCACCCACAUGGGCAUCCUCCUUCAACAGCUGAAGAACGAGCAGGCUGUCGAAAAGUCCAAAGAGGGAGGCCUCAGCGAUGGUUUCCGGUCAUACGCCAAUGGGGACGGCGAGCUUACCAGUGUGCCAGAGGUGGUUGAGGGUGAGUGUAACCAGUCACGACCGGAACCAGGUGAUCAAUGUGGACGACGAGGAGUUCGACGGCUGAAGGAUGGCGAGUCUUGGGUGAAGUGCGCCGACGCCAGCCACCGGACUAUGAGAUGGGUGUCGUGCACCCUCACGACCUUCUAUACCAUCGACGAGCAGUACUGGAUCCAAGAAGGAGAGCACUGGAAAGAACGCACAGGGCCAAUCCCAAAGGAGGCAUCGGAGAUCUAUGUGAUCGUCAAGCCCGAUCGAAGAGGAGAACAUGAGAUGGAUUGGGGAGACGACCGCAAUCGGCAGCUCAGCCGGAAGGAAAGACAGCUGAUAGAGAAGGCGAUGAAGAAGGCAGAAGCCAAACUCCGACCAGUGGCUGUCGGAGAACUCUACAGCCCACCUCGCAUCUCCAACCACCUGAAGAAGAAGGGCUUGGAGGUGGGCACCAGCUUUGACCUCCUCACCAGAUGGGACUUGGCUCAAGAAGAUCAGAAAAGAUGGAGCCACCUCAUGGCAUGGCAGGAGCCUCACCUUCAACAAGUGGCCAACCGCACCGACGUCAAGUCCGUGGUGUGCGAUCAGUGCACGUUUGGGCUCAACGUAGACGGCGCAGGCCUGAAUCGGAAAAGGACCAGAUGGCUCUCCAACAUUCCGGAGGUGCUGCAAGCUCUGGACAAAAGAUGCGAUCAGAGCCAUCAACGCGUCCCUCUGCAAAAUGGAAGACCCAGACUAGCGCAAGUAUACCCAGAGCUACUGUGCGAAGCAGUGGCCAAGGGCAUCAUGGCCUUCCUCAAGAAGAACCAGACCACCUAUGUCAUGGACGAGGAAGAAGAAAGCGGGGAGGGCCCAGGACUCUACGAACCAAAUAAAGCCGAGAAGCGAGCCAUCAUGAAGGUUCAUCGCUCGGUGGGGCACCCACAGAAGCAGGAAUUCAUCCGCUUUCUGAGAGUGAUCGACCCUACUUUGCUGGAAGGAGUGAUCACCGAUGACAUCGAAAAGUUGCACCAAUGCAUGCACAGGAUUGCGCGUAAAGCCUUUUGUGAGCACAACGCCAAGUCCACCUACAAGAAGGCUUUGAGGUCCAGACCAAGGGUGUGGACGGACUACAAACCGGGGGAGUACGCGUACGUGUUCCGGACGCCCAAGGUGAAGAAGAGAAAACACGGAGCCCCUCCAGAAGAAGCUGAUCUAUCCACCAAGGCUCGGUGGAUUGGUCCGGGCAUCGUGAUCACUCCGGAUGGAGCCAAUCUGUGUGUGGCCAUGUUGGGAGAGCUUUGGAAAGUGGCCCGAGAACAAUGUCGACCGGAUACUACGGAUGAACGCACUGGCAUCGAGGUGGUGCUGAACAAGUGCCGGGAGCUUGUUGAGGAAUUCCGGCACGGAUCACACCGUGCUGGCUACAAGGACAUUACCCAAGAAGAAUUCCCUCCAGAGGCUGAAGAUGAAGGAGAAGAGCGGCUUCGACCCGAAGACCAAAGGAGACGCGUCGGGUUUCAAUUGGAACCACGUGAGAUGGCCGACUAUGAGCCGGAGUACCCGGAGGGCAUGAUCGACCAGGAACCAGAAGAACCUCCAAAAAGGAGAAGGUCGAUGAUUGAGCCAGAACAAGAAGAAGUACCUUCCUCCGACCCAGAAGAGAAGGAGCAAAACGAAUUGUUCAAUCCAGCUUUCCCUGAAGGGGUGACGGAAACUCCACCUCGACCAGAAGGACCGAAUGGGCGACACGACCAUUUGGCUCCGUACAUGGCGGAUGAAGCUGAUGAAGAAGUGGACCAGAAGAGACUUCAGGCCAUUGCCAAUUUCAACCAAAAGAAGGCGGACCGGGACUACUGGGAAUGUCGACUACAAGAAGGAGAGGUCACCACUACAUCGGUUCCGUGGCAUUUGAUCGGACUCUCAAGUUCUGGUCCACCCAGGUCCAAGCGCCAAUGGCAGCGAAUCAAAAACCUAAACAAAGGGCUCCGUGAAGGUUGUGUGAAGCGGACGGCCUUGAGCUUCAAAGGCGAAGGUGGAAAGGAGAAGAAGAAGCGACGGACCAAGGUUGAAAAUGAGGAGCCAGUGGACGCAGAAGGGCAGGACGAGUCGGGCGCUGAGAGCGGAAAUCAACGGCGCGCGUGCAUGAUGAUGGCGACUGGUCAGGCGCCCAUCUCCUCCUUGCAAGACUUGGGAAAGGUCCCUCAUGGCUUGGGCGCCCCAGUUGGGCUCGAUCCGUUGCAACAUGUCAGUUUUGCUUUGCCUGCAAAGCACCGCGCUGGCUCUCUGCAAGCUUUGAAUUCUGAUUUGCAAGCUAUUAAUCCUGAGCUACAGCUUCUAACUAGCAGCAUCCAUGGUCCUUUGCGGCAGUCUUUGCUGGCGAUGGCUGGCGUGACAGCUAAGGCUAAGGGGUUCUUGCGCGACCUCCAGUUUGGCUUUCCUCUGCUGGGCGAGUUGCCUCCGCGCGAAGGCAGUAGCAAGACAGACGUAUUCAAGGCAGGAGUGACAGCGCAGGAACUGCAAGACGGCGCGCCGGUCAGAGAGUGGCGGGCUAAAGGCGUAGACUUCUCACUGCGCACGUCCAAACAUCACUUGGCCUUGGUGCAGGCGCGCUACAACAUUGGAAAUGACAAGGCGUUGAUGCGGGCUGCCGAAGCCUUGAAGCUUGACAAAGAAGAUGUCUUCACCUCUGGAGUCGCAGUUCUGCUCACCACGCGUGACAUAUGGGUAGGACUACGCGAUGCUUGGCGCCUGCGCGAGGAAAUCUUGCUGAAGAAGUGGCAGGUGACAUCAGGCGCUUGUUGCAAGCGGCCCUGCAAGCAGCGUGUCAGGAAGCUCGCGCCCAGCGAAAAGGCUUGGCUGCGCAAGAUGCUGCACCCUGCAGCACAGCGUGCGGACUGUAUAGAUCUGACGCGUCAGAGGUGUUACUUGCUUUGCAGGACAAGGCUGACGCAUUGGAUUGCGCUCAAACAAGCAAGCGGGCCGUCUGUUGCUUCUGGAUUGAAGCCUUGGCGCCAGUUUGCAGUUGUACGGUUGGGCUACAAGGUGGUAGUGGCAGAGAGAAUUUUUUGCCUUGUUCUCAGCGGCUGGCGCGGCCAAGAUAUAUCUUAUCAGCGGCUUCGAACAGCAUUGCGUACAGAUGAGGUCACCUUGGCGCUGCAGGGCCUCAAGAAGGCAGAGCAAGCAAGCGCGCAUCAAAUCCUGAAGGAGGUCAAACUAACGGCGCAAGAUGUCUUGCUUCAACUUCUUCAACCUUUGCGCCAGCGCUUUCACUUUCAAGGCGUUUCGAGCAGGCAACGCAACUGCCACGGCCAAGUCUGGGCGCCAGUGCAUUUCAUGAUGCAAAUGGGCCUAUGGAAAACGUUAAAGUACGUCAGCCCUGACGCCUUAGAUGAAGGCGUCUUUUGGCGUGAGGUCGCAAAUGAAGCUGAAGAGGAGUAG
Molecule: messenger RNA, 6402 nt
Organism: Durusdinium trenchii
Lineage: Eukaryota; Dinophyceae; Suessiales; Symbiodiniaceae
Source: the annotation of a GenBank genome assembly